UUCCUGUUACUGUGUUCGUCCACCCUGUCCGGUUCGCACAUGCAUUUCUCAUAAGAAUAAUGGCAUGAUGAAUGAACAGUGAAGCAUAUUGUAUUUCAGUGUUGUGUAAAAUAUAACUUACGUGAACACAUAGACCGAAUAAACACAGGAGAACGGGUCCGGGAACGGAUAAGUGGUAGAUAGCUAUUUCUACACGGAAUUAGAUCUAGGGCGGAUGCAUGCUGUUUGGCUGGGCUGGGAGUUGACUUCCUUCAGGCUGGGACGCACUGUCUGUCUGACAGCGCUCUUUGGUUCAGGUGACAUCUAAAUUGGCCAGGGUUCCGGACAUAACCUUCCCAUAAAAGAUGCCGAAAAAGAAGACUGGCGCUCGCAAGAAGGCGGAGAGCCGAAAGGAACGCGAGAAGCAGAGUCGGGCUAACCGAGAUCACAUCGAUUUGGCCAAACAUCCAUGCAAUUCAUCCAUGGAUUGUGAAAAAUGUCAAAGGAGACAAAAGAACAGAGCUUUCUGUUACUUCUGCAGCUCUGUCCAGAAGUUACCGAUGUGUGCUCAAUGUGGGAAGACAAAAUGCAUGAAGUCUUCAGACUGUGUGGUCAAACACCCAGGGGUCCACAGCACAGGGAUGGGCAUGGUGGGAGCAGUAUGUGACUUCUGCGAGGCGUGGGUUUGCCAUGGAAGGAAGUGCUUGAGUACUCAUGCCUGCAUAUGUCCUCUCUCCGAUGCUGACUGCAUUGAGUGUGACCGUAGCGUCUGGGAACAUGGUGGGCGCAUAUUCCGCUGUUCCUUCUGCCAUAACUUCCUGUGCGAGGAUGAUCAGUUCGAGCAUCAAGCCAGCUGCCAGAUCCUCGAAUCAGAGAAUUUCAAAUGUGUUUCCUGUAACCGCCUUGGACAGCACUCUUGUUUGAGAUGCAAGGCUUGCUAUUGUGAAGACCAUGCACGCAGCAAAGUUUUCAAGCAAGAGAAAGGCAAAGCACCACCAUGUCCAAAGUGUGGACAUGAAACCCAGGAGACCAAAGACCUUAGCAUGUCAACACGCACGCUGAAGUUUGGCCGAGGGGGUGCAGAUGAGGAGAAUUGCUGGUAUGGAGCCUCUAGCUAUGCAUCCGGUUAUGGGACCACAAACCAGGAUGAUGAAGGUGACGAUGAUUACUACAGAGACGAUGAAGAUGACUAUGAAGAGGAAGACGAGGAGGAGGAUGAUGAUGACGAUGAAGAGGGAGAUGAGGGCGAGGCAGAGGCGACUGAGGCAGUGCGCUCCCUUUCAGUUGGCACGUCCUGAACAUAUUUGGCUUGCUGGGCAUUUCCCCUCGGGUUACUUUGUCACAACCCAAAUUCCAGGGAAAUCUGCUUUUUGUUUGUGUUUUUGGUUUCAUUGCAGCAGCAGGGGGGGUAUUCCAAGAAUGUGGUUAAGUGAUAAACCUGCAUGAAGUGGUACAUCUGCUAAUAGAUGGCCCACAGGUGUCAUGUAGUUAAGAACAUGUGGACUCCAGGCUCUUCUAUUAGAUGAUUUACCACUACGUGAAGGUUAGUUUAUUGGAUUACUAGCCAGGCUCUUGGCAUACUCUCCAGGCCUUGUAUUUGGAUCUUUAUGACUUGUCACUGCCUGUAAUGAUCUGGUAUGCUUUGAGAGUAAAUAAACAAAACACAAUGGAUUUUA
Molecule: messenger RNA, 1655 nt
Organism: Engraulis encrasicolus (European anchovy)
Lineage: Eukaryota; Metazoa; Chordata; Actinopteri; Clupeiformes; Engraulidae
Gene: noazfp
Product: zinc finger protein 330
Exons: 10
Coding region: 345-1277 (310 amino acids)
Cellular component (GO): nucleus
Molecular function (GO): zinc ion binding
Source: RefSeq, a predicted model, not a curated record